Molecule: messenger RNA, 2810 nt
Organism: Columba livia (rock pigeon)
Lineage: Eukaryota; Metazoa; Chordata; Aves; Columbiformes; Columbidae
Product: sarcoplasmic/endoplasmic reticulum calcium ATPase 1-like
Biological process (GO): calcium ion transmembrane transport; intracellular calcium ion homeostasis
Cellular component (GO): membrane
Molecular function (GO): ATP binding; ATP hydrolysis activity; P-type calcium transporter activity
Source: RefSeq, a predicted model, not a curated record
GAAUGGAGAACGCGCACGCCAAGACGGUGGAGGAGUGCCUGGCGUAUUUCGGGGUGACCGAGAACGUGGGGCUGUCCCCCGAGCAGGUCAAGAGGAGCCUGGAGAAGUACGGGCACAAUGAGCUCCCGGCUGAGGAGGGGAAGACGAUUUGGGAGCUGGUGGUGGAGCAGUUCGAGGACCUGCUGGUGCGGAUCCUGCUCCUGGCCGCCUGCAUCUCCUUCGUGCUGGCCUGGUUCGAGGAGGGCGAGGAGACCAUCACGGCCUUCGUGGAGCCCUUCGUCAUCCUCCUCAUCCUCGUGGACGCCGUGGUGGGCGUGUGGCAGGAGCGGAACGCGGAGAACGCCAUCGAGGCGCUGAAGGAGUACGAGCCCGAGAUGGGCAAGGUCUACCGCGCCGACCGCAAGGCCGUGCAGAGGAUCAAGGCGCGGGACCUGGUGCCCGGGGACAUCGCCGAGGUGGCCGUGGGUGACAAGGUCCCGGCCGACAUCCGCAUCAUCUCCAUCAAAUCCACGACCCUGCGGGUGGACCAGUCCAUUCUCACCGGGGAGUCGGUGUCGGUGAUCAAGCACACGGAGCCGGUUCCCGACCCCCGCGCCGUCAACCAGGACAAGAAGAACAUGCUGUUCUCGGGCACCAACAUCGGCGCGGGCAAGGCCGUGGGCAUCGUGGUGGCCACGGGGGUGAACACGGAGAUCGGGAAGAUCCGGGACGAGAUGGCGGCCACGGAGCAGGACAAGACGCCGCUGCAGCAGAAGCUGGACGAGUUCGGCGAGCAGCUCUCCAAGGUCAUCUCGCUCAUCUGCGUGGCCGUGUGGCUCAUCAACAUCGGCCACUUCAACGACCCGGUGCACGGCGGCUCCUGGAUCCGCGGCGCCAUCUACUACUUCAAGAUCGCCGUGGCGCUCGCCGUGGCCGCCAUCCCCGAAGGGCUGCCGGCGGUGAUCACGACGUGCCUGGCGCUGGGCACGCGGCGCAUGGCCAAGAAGAACGCGAUCGUGCGCAGCCUGCCGUCGGUGGAGACGCUGGGCUGCACCUCCGUCAUCUGCUCCGACAAGACCGGCACGCUCACCACCAACCAGAUGUCCGUCUGCAAGAUGUUCAUCGUGGACAAGGUGGAAGGCGACGUCUGCGCCCUCAACGAGUUCUCCAUCACCGGCUCCACCUACGCGCCCGAGGGCGACGUGCUGAAGCAGGAGAAGCACGUGAAGGCCGGGCAGUUCGACGGGCUGGUGGAACUGGCCACCAUCUGCGCCCUGUGCAACGACUCGUCCCUCGACUACAACGAGGCCAAGGGCGUGUACGAGAAGGUGGGGGAGGCGACGGAGACGGCGCUGACGUGUCUGGUGGAGAAGAUGAACGUGUUCAACACCGACGUGCGCGGGCUCUCCAAGGUGGAGCGCGCCAACGCCUGCAACUCCGUGAUCAAGCAGCUGAUGAAGAAGGAGUUCACGCUGGAGUUCUCCCGUGACCGCAAGUCCAUGUCUGUGUUCUGCUCCCCGGCCAAGGCCUCGCGCGCCGCCGUGGGCAACAAGAUGUUCGUCAAGGGAGCCCCCGAGGGCGUCAUCGACCGGUGCAACUACGUGCGCGUGGGCACGGCGCGCGUGGCGCUGACGCCGGCGGCCAAGGAGAAGAUCCUGGGCGUGAUCAAGGAGUGGGGCACGGGCCGCGACACGCUGCGCUGCCUGGCGCUGGCCACGCGCGACUCGCCGCCGCGCCGCGAGGACAUGCUGCUCGAGGACUCCACGCGCUUCGCCGAGUACGAGACCGACCUGACGUUCGUGGGCUGCGUGGGGAUGCUGGACCCCCCCCGCAAGGAGGUGAUGGGCUCCAUCCGGCUGUGCCGCGACGCCGGCAUCCGCGUCAUCAUGAUCACGGGCGACAACAAGGGCACGGCCAUCGCCAUCUGCCGCCGCAUCGGCAUCUUCGGCUGAGGACGAGGACGUGGCCGGAAGGCGUACACGGGCCGCGAGUUCGACGACCUGCCGCCGGCCGAGCAGCGCGAGGCGUGCCGCCGGUCGUGCUGCUUCGCGCGCGUCGAGCCCGCCCACAAGUCCAAGAUCGUCGAGUUCCUGCAGUCCUUCGACGAGAUCACCGCCAUGACGGGUGACGGCGUGAACGACGCGCCGGCGCUGAAGAAGGCGGAGAUCGGCAUCGCCAUGGGCUCCGGCACCGCCGUGGCCAAGACGGCGUCCGAGAUGGUGCUGGCGGACGACAACUUCUCCACCAUCGUGGCGGCCGUGGAGGAGGGGCGCGCCAUCUACAACAACAUGAAGCAGUUCAUCCGCUACCUCAUCUCCUCCAACGUGGGGGAGGUGGUCUGCAUCUUCCUGACGGCGGCGCUGGGGCUGCCCGAGGCGCUGAUCCCGGUGCAGCUGCUCUGGGUGAACCUGGUGACCGACGGGCUCCCGGCCACGGCGCUCGGCUUCAACCCGCCCGACCUGGACAUCAUGGACAAGCCGCCGCGCAGCCCCAAGGAGCCGCUCAUCAGCGGCUGGCUCUUCUUCCGCUACCUCGCCAUCGGCGGGUACGUGGGGGCGGCCACGGUGGGGGCGGCCGCCUGGUGGUUCCUGUACGCCGAGGACGGGCCCAGCGUCACCUACCACCAGCUGACGCACUUCAUGCAGUGCACGGAGCACAACGUGGAGUUCGAGGGGCUGGACUGCGACAUCUUCGAGUCGCCGGUGCCCAUGACCAUGGCGCUGUCCGUGCUCGUCACCAUCGAGAUGUGCAACGCGCUCAACAGGUACGGCCGCCCCGCCGACCCCCUUCCUUGGCCCAUUGACCCCAUUGGUUGACCCAUUGACCCAUUG